Molecule: messenger RNA, 756 nt
Organism: Plectropomus leopardus (leopard coralgrouper)
Lineage: Eukaryota; Metazoa; Chordata; Actinopteri; Perciformes; Serranidae
Source: RefSeq, a predicted model, not a curated record
AAAACCUAUGAAGAAGUCAAAAAAGCAAUGACAAAAUACUUUGACGAUGACAGAGACAAAGAAAUCUUGGUUCAGUGGCGAGGACGAUUUGAAAACAAAAUCAAGGAGUUUCAUGAGGACCAAGUGAGAGGAGUCAAAGGAAAACUGGAUGAAGUCAUCGAGCAGAAGAAUGCCUGUAAAAAGUUAGAUGAUAAGAAGCCAGAGUUUGAGAACAAACUGCUACAAAAGAGCAAAGAGCUCGCUCAUCAGUUCAGGGAUGAAAAAGAUGAAGAGGAACUUCAAAAACAGUUCAACUCUGUAUUGAGCGGUUGGGUUAGUGAACUAACUGCAGGUACAAAACCGAUAAAGGACAUCAACUAUGAAGGAGAUCAGAUAACUAUCCUUCAGGAGCUUGGUUUUGAAUGGGCUCUUAUAGCUGAGCGUGAAAGCAGUGGCAGAUACAAAAAAAUAUCAGAGGUUGGUGAUUACAUUGAUUAUGUAUCCCUCACCAAGGAGCAAGAUCUGUGUAACACAGGCGACCAAUUUCAUGAAAAUGAGAGGGAAACAGGCAGAAGAGGACAAGAAAAACAUUCUGGUCCUGCAAACAAACUCACAGAAUAUGUUUCAGAGAAAGUUACAAAAGUAAAACAUUUAUUAAAGUGGUAUUUACAGUAUGAAGAACAGAAACAGAUCAGAAUGCUGAUUGACAAUAUUGAAGAACAGUCCCUUGACGUGCUUAAGAGCAAACCUGUCGCUACAAGAGGCUACAGUCCAACU